AUGAAUCUCUCAAUUUCUGACAGCUCGCCCGUCUUCUGGAGGCAUCCGUUGGCGACGACGACGACGAAUUUCGACGAAGCCCCAAAAAUGCCUGGAAACGCCGAUCAAGAGAUGCCGACAGCCGACGAUGUGUUCGAGAAGGCGGCAAGUGCCCGCAGCGAUCCGAGCAUGCAUCGAUACGUGAACAAGCCCGAAGGCGAAAUGGACAUGAUGAUCGGCUUUUUCCUAAUGAACGGCUUUUGCAUAUUUUUCUUUCUGCUUUUCGGCUUGUGCGUCAUCUUCUCGUGCCUUCGCCAAUGUCCGACGUGGUGUCGACGAAAGCCGUCGUUGGACAUCGAACGCACGCCGCUUCACGUCGACAACGACGACGGCGGCGAGUCGACAGCGUUGAAGCCGAAAUUCAAGUCAAUCGUGAGCCAGGUGAUCAAAACGAACAAAGUUCAAACGUCGGUGGCGUCGGAGAACGAGAAUUCGCAUCAGGUGAACGUCCACCAAUUUCGGCGAUCGCCCGAUCGCAAAAUGAGCGUUUCAUCGAUGCCGAAAUCGCGCAAAAACUCGACGGAAUGCUCGCGUCGCAAUUCGCGCAUCGACGUCCAGUCGAGCUCGCAGGAGACGUCGGCGAUGAUUCGCCACAAUUUGUUGGGACCAUUAUCAUUUGAUGAUUUGUAUUAUAUGUAA
Caenorhabditis bovis is the source of this 678-nucleotide messenger RNA. NCBI's taxonomy places the organism in Eukaryota, Metazoa, Nematoda, Chromadorea, Rhabditida, Rhabditidae. The record is from the annotation of a GenBank genome assembly.